This is a messenger RNA of Endocarpon pusillum Z07020, 3084 nucleotides long. Its product is annotated as Alpha-glucosidase. Lineage: Eukaryota; Fungi; Ascomycota; Eurotiomycetes; Verrucariales; Verrucariaceae. Gene Ontology annotation, biological process: carbohydrate metabolic process. Bases 1 to 3084 code for a protein of 1027 amino acids. The record is from RefSeq and is a predicted model, not a curated record. The transcript is spliced from 6 exons. Gene Ontology annotation, molecular function: hydrolase activity, hydrolyzing O-glycosyl compounds; carbohydrate binding.
AUGUCUCCGUGGAGGUUGAAAUGGCUGCAAGUGGUCUCACUAUUGUCUCCGCUGGUCGUCGAGGCCCAAGAGUCAGCUUCGCCAGGAGCCAGCCUUUCAACUGCUAGCUUCCGGCCAAUUUUCACGGUUCCAGCGUCCGCCGACGUUGGCAAGACCUUGCUUCCAAAUGUGAAGGACCCUCAAGCCGCCGAUGCGCAAACAGUGUGUCCAGGGUACAAGGGCAGCAAUGUUCAAUCUUCGGAUAACGGUCUUACCGCAGACUUGACAUUAGCUGGUCCAGCUUGCAAUGUCUAUGGCACCGACAUCAACAGUCUCAGCCUUACCGUUGAAUACCAGACAGAUUCGAGACUUCAUGUCGAGAUUGUACCCUCGCACAUAGACUCGUCGAACCGAAGCAACUACCUUCUCUCGCCUGAAUACGUUGCGCGCCCCAGCCAGGAAAAUGGAGCUGCAUCUAGCAGUGAUCUGACCUUUUCUUGGUCGAACGACCCUUCGUUCUCCUUCGAGGUCACGAGGAACUCGACUGGAGAUGCGAUUUUCUCCACGGCCGGAUCGAAGUUAGUAUUUGAGGACCAAUUCAUCGAAUUCGUCACAUCGGAGCCCGCCAAAUACAACGUAUAUGGAUUGGGUGAGGUGAUUCAUGGAUUGAGGCUUGGAAAUAACUUCACACGGACCAUCUACGCUGCCGACGUAGGCGACCCGAUCGAUCGCAAUCUGUACGGAAGUCAUCCAUUCUAUCUGGACACGAGAUAUUUCCAAUCGGAAGACGAUGGCUCUUACACCUACAUCACAGCUAACGAUAGCGCCGGCGACGGAAGCUAUACUUCUCACUCCCACGGAGUGUACUUGAGAAAUGCUCACGGGCAAGAAGUGCUCAUGCGUGCCGACAACAUCACCUGGCGUACAAUUGGUGGCAGUAUUGAUCUCUACUUCUUUUCUGGGCCAUCACAGCCAGAAGUGACCAAGCAAUACCAGGAUGUGAUUGGCUACCCGGCUAUGCAGCAGUACUUUACCUUUGGCCUCCAUCAAUGCCGCUGGGGCUAUGAAAAUUGGUCCGUGGUGGAGGACGUAGUCAACACGUAUACUGACUUUGGCAUUCCCCUUGAGAACAUCUGGACCGAUAUUGGUAUGUCUAAUAUCCGGUUUGUGUGCGACUCUCAGUCGCUGGCAUUGACUUUUGAGGCAGAUUACAUGAAUCAAUAUAGAGACUUUGAGAAUGAUCUAGGUCGCUAUGAUUAUGAGACUGGACAGGAUUUCCUGAAACGCCUUCACGAUGGCGGAAGACAUUACAUACCCAUUAUAGACGCGGCUAUUUACAUACCCAACCCAGAGAAUGCCAGUGAUACCUACGAGACUUUCGAUCGUGGCAAUGCGACAGACUCGUGGGUGCUCAAUCCCGAUGGUUCUACUUAUAUUGGAGAUGUAUGGCCUGGUUAUACCGUAUUCCCAGAUGUUCUUUCGGAUGCUGGGGUCGAAUUUUGGGCGAAUGAACUCGUAAUCUACCACGAAAAGCUCGGAACUGACGGAUACGAUGGGGCCUGGAUCGACAUGAAUGAAGCUGCUUCCUUCUGUUCGGGUAGCUGUGGUUCAGGAAACCUGACCUUGAAUCCUGUACAUCCAAGUUUCAGACUUCCUGGUGAACCUGGCAACGUCAUCUAUGAGUAUCCUGAAGGUUUCAAUUUGACCAACGCCACCGAAGCUGCAUCCGCAUCCGCCGCAUCCUCCAGCCAAGCAGCGGCUGCGAGCUCUACCGCUGUAUCAGCCCCUUCGACAUCAACAAGUUACUUCCGCAGCACACCUACACCAGGUGUACGAAAUGUCAAUUAUCCACCAUAUGUGAUCGAUCAUGUGCAGAACGGUGCGGAUCUGUCGGUUCAUGCAAUCAGUCCAUUUCGUGAUUACAGAAACGCUACUCAUACAAAUGGCAUUCAAGAGUAUGACGUUCAUAAUUUGUAUGGACACUCUCUUCUCCAAGCCACUUACCUCGGGCUUAGCCGGAUCUUCCCAGGCAAAAGACCCUUCAUCAUCGGCCGCAGUACUUUCCCCGGAUCCGGCAAGGUAGCAGGCCACUGGGGAGGCGACAAUGCGUCCAAAUGGUACUACAUGUACUUCUCCAUCCCACAAGCCCUGUCCUUCUCCCUCUUCGGCAUCCCCAUGUUCGGUACUGACACCUGCGGCUUCAACGGCAACUCCGAUGAAGAACUCUGCAAUCGCUGGAUGUCUUUGUCGGCCCUCUUCCCCUUCUACCGUAACCACAACGUCCUCUCCGCCAUUCCCCAGGAAGCCUACGUCUGGGCAUCGGUCAUCGACGCCACAAAAGCCGCCAUGAAUAUCCGCUUCCAACUCUUGCCGUACAUGUACACGCUCUUCCACCUCGCCAACACAAAGGGUGACACCGUCAUGCGCGCCCUUGCCUGGGAGUUUCCCAACGACCCCUCCCUUGCUGAUGCGGACCGUCAGUUCUUCCUCGGCCACGAUAUCCUAGUCACACCGGUGCUAGAACAGGGCGCUACGUCCGUGGACGGCGUCUUCCCUGGUAACGGCAACAGCAGCGGCAACAACGCCAGUCAAAACGAAUUCUACUAUGAUUGGUACACCCAAUCGCCCAUCUCCCCUUCCCUAACCGGAAACGUCACCAUCUCUGCCCCGCUUGGCCAUAUCCUCGUCUACAUCCGCGGUGGCGCCGUGCUCGCCACGCAACCCAUGGCCCUGACCACGCGUGAUGCGCGCAAACUGCCCUGGUCCGUCCUCGUCGCCCUUGACGCUUCGGGUUCAGCGAACGGGUAUCUAUACCUCGACGACGGCGAGUCCCUGAACCCAGAAGCGAUCAAGGAGGUGGAGUUUGAGGCUGAUGGGUCGACGUUGACGGCCAAGGUUACGGGUGGGUUUGAGGAUGGGGUGCCGUUGGCGAAUGUCACGGUUAUGGGGGUGCAGAAGGCACCGGAAGGGGAAGUAAGAUUGAAUGGACAAAUGGUUGGGGAGGGAGCAUAUGAUUCUGUGGGAAAGACUUUCAGGAUUACUGGGCUGGAAGAUGCGACGAAGAAGAUCGGGGCAUGGGGUUCGGAUUGGAGGUUGGAGUGGUAA